AUGGCUGAUCCAGAGGUGAUAGAGAUCUUUGACGAUGAAGAUGCAGACGACGACACCCAGUACGACCGACGCGCUUUGUUUGAACCGGUUGUACGACGUGUCGUGGACGCACUUGGUGGACGCGAAGAUGGGAGAUACAGGCUCGGAGACGAAGUGACCUCUUGCUUGAAGGACCUGAAAAAGCUUUGGCGCAAGGACGACACCGACGACGAACGUACCAUCGCGCGCAUUCUCUGGGAUACACGCGUUUUGCCCAACGAUCUCGUGCCCAUUCUGCUAGAAACCGCUGGGAAGGGCCUUGUCGAGGAUAAGCGAGCAAUCUAUUGCGCCGACCUUGUUACUGCGAUGACAUGGCCUAUUGAUAUGGCCGAAGAACUGAAGGAGCUCGACGAUGAGUUAGACAGAGGAACGGAUUACACGCAGCUUCUGCUGAGCCAUCUCCACUACAAAGCCGCGUUACUUAGACCGGGAGUCCUACAGGCGAUGCUAGGAAUCCUGCUGCCACCUUUGGCUAAGCCACCCAAGGAGCGCAAGGAAAGAGACGGCCAAAUCGUCAGUGUCGUAUUGCACCUCAUUCGAAACCUAGCUUUCGUCAAGGAUCUUCCUUCCAACUCCCAUCUCAGCUCAGACCAGGCAGAGUUCUCAAAGUUGCAAACCAAACUGGUGUUGAUGUUGCAAGAUACGAACAUCCUAGCGCUGCUGGUGACCAUCGCUGCAAACUCCACGAACGAUCCCAUGUUCACCGACUUGAACGCACUCGUUCUUGAGAUAUUUUAUCUGUUGCUUCGAGGUGUGAAGCCAUCGGCAUUGACGUUGGAUCAGGCUAAGCAACCGAAGGAGAAUCUCCAUCGUCUACUAGCCGCCGAAGCGCAGAAUCGCAAGGCAGUUGCUCGAAUGGCGUCGUCCCGUCAUUCUCGAUUUGGGACUACCAUCGCUGUCAAGCUGAACCCUAACAAGAAGCGACAAGUUGAUGGGGAAGCCGCCGCUCCUCCCGCGGAGCCAUCCACAAGAUCGAUUGUUCUUCACAGGCAACAAGCCUUGACGCACGAUUCGGGCAGUAUCAUGGAUAUGGUGAAGAAACAAAAGUUUCGCAAGGGAAAGACCGUCGACGCCUUAACACGCGAAGAUAACCUCUCCGUGGAAGCAAAGAAUAUAUUGAAGAGCCUGGCAAAAGAUUUCGUAGAGGGGUGUUUCAAUCCUUUUAUCAGGACACUACUGAAAGACAUUCGCUCUGAGCGGGCGAAAAUCAGCGACAAAGAUAACUUACGCCUUAUGGUGAUCUCGAAGUGGUUCCUGGAGUUCUUUGUUGCUCUUCGCACGAAGGAGGGAUCUAGGUGGAACUUUGGGUUGAUCGCUGAAGUCACUGAGAGGGAAUGGAUAGUGUGGGUCUUGAGGCGAAUGAGAGAAGCGCUAGAUGAGAAGCCCAAACUAUGGACUGAGCUCCAAGCCGGUAUUGAAUGCAUGACCCAAAUCCUCAUUCUCGUCGAUGCCAUGGCGUCGUGUAGUGAGACCAUGAAACCGAAAACCCCGAUCAGCACCUCGGACGACCCUUUCGUAGUCAACAGCGAUGACGAUGGUUCAAUGGAGGUCAAAGAGGCUGCCGAACUCCUCCAGCAGCAACUAAUCUAUAAUGGCGAGGUCCUCGAUUUUGCGCUUACCAGUCUCGCAUCAUAUAAGGAUGGCGCACAGUCACUUGGGUAUCUGGACUCGAGCAUUUGCUACAGCUAUACUCUUUUCAAGAUGAUGGAGAAAUGGAGUAAGGGCAAGGAGGCCUAUGUCAGAAAGAAGGUGGGAAAACGGAGAAAGAAGAAGGCCGCUGGAGAUGAAGAGGGCGUUCCUGAAGUCGAAGAAAUCAAAAGCGACAGCGAGGAAGAAGUUGUUCGUGAGACUAUAUUCACCUUCGAGGCCUUCGAGAUGAAACUAGCCAACUCUGAGAUAACACGCACACUUUUAGCGUAUCUCGCUCGAUAUGAUGAUUUCACGUCCUCAGAAGAGAUGAAGAGGAUUGUCGGGCUCAUACACCGACAGGUUGUUUCGACGCUGGGUUUAUUUAGGACGAUUCUGGCGGAACAAAAGACGCUACCUCGAGAGCAGCCAUACAAGGAUCUCGUGAACUUGAUCAACUACAUUCUGCGGCAGUUCUUCAAAGCACUGGAGAAAGAUUCAUUCCUCGCCGUGGAGGCAUGGUUCCCGAUGAAUCGAGGCCACUGGAAAGAGUUCUCCAGUUAUGAGCCAGAGGAGAGUUCUAAAAGACGUCGUGGUGCAACAAAUGCUAGCUCUGACGACGAACCUCCUCCGGAGGUACAGGUCAAGAAAGGCUAUUCGUGGAGCGACGAACUCGGUAUCGCUAUCGCUGCCUUGGUAGAAGAUGGGCAAAAGGACCUGAUUAAUUGGACGAAAGAGAUUCUAACGCUCGUUAUUGCGACCCGUCAGAAGAUCGUCAAGGAAACCGACGCGGAUGACGCCUCGUCCGACGACGACGACGAAGCUAUUAAGCCUCGAUUGGAGGGUCCUUCCAAUGACGCCCUCGCGAAGUUCACUGACUUCAUGGUUCCUUACACAUCGGAUGAGCAAGCAACGGCUGCUACAAAGAACGCUAACUUGAAGCUACUCUUCCGACUCGCCAAAUUUUACAUGGUUGAUGAAGCGGCGGAUGAAAUCCAGUGGUAUAUCCCUGCCGCAAUCACUCCUGACGAACUUCAGCGUACUUUGAAGGUCAUUGAUCAAUUCCUGGAGACGCCGUUCGACCUCAAUGGCGGGAGAGCAAGUCAACUUCUCUCAAAGAAACGCCGCCGCCGUCGGGCAAGGCACACAGAUGAUGUCGAUGAGGAGGGGAACACGAAGAGGAAAGAGCGGAAAAAGAAAGAAAAGGAGAACUUCAAGUCUGCUGAGUUCAUUGUGGACAGUGACGAAGAAUAUGGGGAUAUAGAUGCGUUCUUAGAUAAGGAAAAGGAAAAGCGAGAGGCCGCCGAACGGAAUGCUGCACAAGCUGGCAAGCAACUGGGGACGAUGCGCGCCACAGGGACGAAGAAAAGGCGGAGAAAGGGUGUUGAGAAAGGGAAGAGUAAGAAGAGGAAAGGAAAUCCUGAGGGUGAUGAUAGUGAUGAUGACAACGGAGGAGCGAGGAGUGACGAUGAUAUUGAGGUCGUUGGGUCGUCGCGUUCUAGUCCUGAGCGUGAAGAGCCUGUCAAGCCACGCCCUCGUCCACGGCCUAAGAAAUCUGUUGGCCCACGUAACACUGUCGAUGGAGAUGGGCGCGCUUCUCCUGUCUCCCCAGUAAGCAGUCCCAAACCUUCGGCUGCUGGCACGCGGAGGAAGACAAAAAUAGUCAUUUCAGACGACGAAGAGUAG
Molecule: messenger RNA, 3351 nt
Organism: Pleurotus ostreatus (oyster mushroom)
Lineage: Eukaryota; Fungi; Basidiomycota; Agaricomycetes; Agaricales; Pleurotaceae
Gene: TOF1
Product: Topoisomerase 1-associated factor 1
Exons: 11
Coding region: 1-3351 (1116 amino acids)
Biological process (GO): DNA repair; replication fork arrest; DNA replication checkpoint signaling
Cellular component (GO): replication fork protection complex
Molecular function (GO): DNA binding
Source: RefSeq, a predicted model, not a curated record